Hyphopichia burtonii NRRL Y-1933 is the source of this 1144-nucleotide messenger RNA. It is a transcript of the gene ROT1, whose product is annotated as Rot1p. The record is from RefSeq and is a predicted model, not a curated record. Gene Ontology annotation, biological process: budding cell apical bud growth; 'de novo' protein folding. NCBI's taxonomy places the organism in Eukaryota, Fungi, Ascomycota, Pichiomycetes, Serinales, Debaryomycetaceae. Gene Ontology annotation, cellular component: endoplasmic reticulum membrane; endoplasmic reticulum. The transcript has a single exon. Bases 364 to 1098 code for a protein of 244 amino acids.
GGCUUUUAAACAAUGCAGGUACUAGUAUGUGCGCAACCUGCAAAUACCGCAGGUAACAUGCAAAUGCCAGCACAACCCGCAAACAAGAAAAGCCCCAAGAUGCGCUUUGCAACCUGCAGAAAGCCGCUGGGAAAACCUGCAAACCACCGGGCGAUAAGCUGCAGUUUUGUAACCUGCAAAUAACUCGAGGACAACCUGUAGCUUGGGUAACCUGCACAAUUCCCAGCAGGCGAAACAAUCGGCCAAAAACCCGCACACCAGUGAACACGCAAUGGUAGUGUCCCCUGCUACACACUGCCUACAUCAAAAGAUGGAACUUCCAAAAAAAACUAAACAACUACCCGUUCUUUUCAUUAAUCCAAAAUGUUUGUACAUCAGUUGGUAUUACAAAUUUGCAUCUUAUCCCAGAUAGUCUUAUGUGCCCCCAGUACAAAAGAGUUGGUGGGGACCUGGUCGUCAAAAUCGAAUACUGUUUUCACCGGACCAGGAUUUUAUGACCCAGUUGAUGAAUUGAUUAUCGAACCAGAUUUACCCGGUAUAUCUUAUUCUUUCACCGAAGAUGGCCAUUUUGAAGAAGCGUUAUACCGUAUCACCUCCGAUCCUCAAAAUCACUCUUGCGCUGUUGCUUCCAUAACUUAUCAACAUGGUACUUAUGAUUUAUUAUCAAAUGGUUCGUUAAUCUUAACACCAAUUGCUGUGGAUGGCAGACAGUUGUUGAGUGAUCCUUGUAAUGGAGAUAGUGCCACCCACUCCUCGUAUACUAGAUAUCUUCAGAAAACUUGGUUCAAAGCUUUUAGAGUCUAUUUAAAUGAUUAUCAUGGUAGAUAUACUUUACAAUUGUACCAAUUUGAUGGUUCUCAAAUGCAACCAUUAUUCUUGGCUUACAAACCUCCUUUAAUGUUACCCACUUAUGCAUUAAACCCAACCGAUAAAGCUUCAGAAACAAAAUCAAGUUUAAGAAAAAGAGUUAAAAGAUCUUUGGAAAAUCAAUACAGAACUACCGCAGUUAAAUCCUCAAGUCACGAUAACUACGAUUUCUUCUGGUGGACCGCAGUGGCCUCUAUUGGAAUUGGUUCUUCAAUUCUCUUCUUACGUUAAUUCUUGUAUUAAUAUAUUCCUUCAUAUUUAUAAAUAUAUUUCGUAG